CGGACAUAUUAGUUGGUGUAAAAAUAUCUUUCAUAAAGACACUGUUUUGAAGGAAAAACAUUAUUUUAGUCACAACUUUGGUUGUAACGAUAAAAUCGCCGUAAUAAUAUAUCUGUUGAUGGCUAAAAUUGGUAAAGGUGUACAAAUCCCACUUUCGUGGAUUCCACAAAGUCAUGGAAAAUAUCCAGAAAAUGCCAUUUCUGUUGGUGAUGGUGUUUUUGUUGUUCGGUCUAGGUUUUUGAAUGAAAUGCUUCCUGGAAAACUUGUACCUAAAGAAGGAAAAUGUUACUGUUCUCAUGGAGGUGAAGAAAUAGAGUUAACAGAAUAUGAAGUUCUAUGUGAUACUUCAUUGCAUGAACUUGGAAAAGGAUAUGAAUGGGUAAAGUCUUCUGGUGGAGAAUAUCCAAAACGUGCAAUUAUUGCUGGGAUCGGUUCUGAUGGAAAACCACUCUAUAUUGCAAAAGGAUACGUUGAAAAUAAUGUAUGCGUUGGGAAGUUGCAUGAAGGUCAUGUAUGUGCCUAUAUGCCAUGGGGUCGACGGGAGAAUCCGAUUCCAGACUAUGAAGUACUUGUAUGGAAAAAGAUAAAAAAUUAA
This is a messenger RNA of Schistosoma intercalatum, 595 nucleotides long. The record is from the annotation of a GenBank genome assembly. Lineage: Eukaryota; Metazoa; Platyhelminthes; Trematoda; Strigeidida; Schistosomatidae.